AUGCCUGCGACCGUUUCUCAGCCCAGUAGCCAUCAUGAGGCUCUCAAUCCCAUUCAUCCUGACAUGCUAGACCGUCUCGACCCGACCUUCGUCGACCUCUACAAUGAACAUGUUGCGAACAUCCCUAACAAGCCCAUUGAUCUUGCCUUCCUUCGAUCCAAGUACUCGGUCCUUUAUUCAUAUGGCACCGGACCAGCUCCAGAUGUCGGACGCAUAUACGACUCCAAAAUCCCAGUGGAUGGGGGCGUUGAACUAGAUAUACGUAUAUAUGAGCCUUCUUCACCAGGACCGUGGCCCGGACACGUCGAUUUCCAUGGUGGGGGAUGGGGAUUGGGGGAUUUAGACACGGAAUCGCACAUCUGCAGACAUAUCUGCCACAAGGCAAAUGUUGUUGUUAUUGAUGUCGCCUAUCGCCUUGUGCCAGAAAAUCCUUUCCCCACCGGCAUUGAAGAUUCAUUCGCAGCCGUUAAGUAUAUCUUCGAGCACGGAGCGGAAAGAUUCAAUAUCAAGCCGAGCAUUUCAUUGGGCGGGGUAUCCGCAGGAGCCAAUAUUGCCCUCGUAUGUGCACAUUGGGCGCGGGAUGCAAAGAUUCCCGUGAAACUAGUGGCUACCGGCACACCAACAAUCGAUGACCUCUCGACGUACUCAUCACCUUCCGAGUCACCCUUCAAGUCGAUGCAAGAGAAUCAAUUUGCUCCUACGUUGAACUGGGCACGACUGGCCUGGUUCGACAAGCUCAAGUGGAGCUCCUUGUCAACUGAUCCCGCCAUCGAGAAGAAGCAACGUGAACGAAUUGGCUGGGUGAAAAACCUGCUCGAUGCUCCCAACUUCAAGGAAUUACCGAGGACCGUUAUUUACACGGCCGGUGCGGAUCCUCUGAGGGAUGAAGGCGAAGCCUACGCUAUGAAGCUCGUCGAGAAUGGUGUUGAGGUCGUGCUGAAGCGAUUCCCGGGAGUGCCACACCCUUUCAUGCAUAUGGAUGGUGCUCUCUGGCAAGCCUCACAGUUUAUCGACAUGACAUCCAAAGAGAUACGCGUGGCGCACGAGGGGUCCGAAUAUGUCUUGUCGCAGAAGAUCACUACCCCUCUCAUCGCUCGAAUGGAUUCCCAGAUGAACCGGCGCACUGUGUGUUCUCGGUGUGCCAAAAUCAAACAGGCAUGUGACGGAAGCUCGCCUUGCUCUCGCUGUAAACGUCUAGACGUUGCCUGCGAACCCAAUCUCAAUGGAACCCGCGCGGCCGACGGAGGCAGCCUCUCCUUGAAGCCAGUUAAAAUCACCAGAACUCACGCUGGGUGUCUGACCUGUAAGAAACGGAAAAGAAAAUGUGAUGAAUUGCGGCCCAAAUGCUCGGAUUGCCGAAGACUCUGCCUCGAAUGCAAUUAUCUCACCACCCAAGCGUCUGAAGUGCGGCGCCACUCGAAUCCUUCCCAAUCAAUCACCACUGGCAACUCUGCGGGAAGAAGAACAGAAAUUUCUUUGGAUGCUCACACCCCGAACGAUGGCAGUCUCGAUUUUGAUCUCCCCUUUCUCGACGAAACGGCCGACACUAGCAGUUGGGGCGACUGGACCGACUGGUGGCCGAUCACGUCCCAGGCUCAAAUGGCCGAUUACUCUGGAAUCACGCCCUCGCCCAAUCCGGGCCUGUCGCUGUUGAUGCUCUCGACGGCACCAGACAUCGCAACAGAUGAAGACAAGUCCCUCCUCAACCACUACAUGAGAGUGGUAGCGGGAGUGCUGUCACGACGUGACGAUCAUCGAUCCAAUCCUUAUCUUUCAAAGGUUCUUCCCAUGGCAUUCUCAAAUCAGCUGGUGAUGGAUGCCGUGCUCGCUCUCAGUGCCAAUCAUUGGAAGAAAUUACAACCGACUGUGUGGAAACGGGGCACCAUACAUCAGACAAAUGCCUUGCAGUCACUCGCGAAGCUAUUGCCUCACAUCGAAAACGAUUCCGCUGAUGCAGCACUCUCCGCCACUCUCUUGCUUUGCAUGAUUGAAUUGUUUGACGGUACGUCAUCGCACUGGAAAUUCCACCUCGACGGUGCUCGCCGUCUUCUCUCGGCUUUCGAGCGAAAAUCCGGCUGGUCGCAGCGGACCGAAUUCAGGACAUUUUAUCGCCAGCUCUACCAUUAUCUUGAUUCUGCAACGACGAUAUCCACCUGCCACCCCCCAUUACUGGAAGUGCCCAAAGAUGAGCCCGAAAGGGACGGGACCUCGAAUGCAUCUUCUCCCCGGUACAAUGUGGAUGAUGAAGAAGCACUUUAUGGUGUUCCAAAGUCACUGUUUCAUUUCGUGGACAAAAUCAAUGGUCUGGCUUAUCAACGCAAAUUCCGCGAUGACCCUGUGUUUGAAAAUAUGUUUCGCGCCUCUGCCACAAGCCUACAAAAGGAACUAGAGCAAUGGGCUCAUAGUCAUAGGCUAGAUGAACCACCAUCGCAUUGGCCUGGCUCCUCUCAAGACACCGCUGCACAUUAUGCGGCCACUGCGUUCGAACAGGCAUUACAGCUCCGCUUGCACCAGGUGGUGAACGGGUAUUCCUUGGAGCACGGCAAGGUGAAGCAGUGUGUCACUCAUAUCCUUGACGCCAUCCAGGAAAUACGCUAUGGCAGUCCUCUGGAGAGCAGUCUCGUAUUUCCCCUCGUUAUGGCGGGAAGCAGUUGCGACACCCAAUCCGAAAGACUGAUUAUUAGAGAUAGAUUUUUGAUCAUGGAAAGGACGCUGGGAUUCCGUUACAUCUAUACGGCCCACGAAUUGGUUCAGCGAGUCUGGAAGCAGCGCGAUUCAUACGGACGAGCUGAUAAGGACGUCAACUGGGCUGCUAUACGGUACUUCGAGAUUCCCGGGCUUGCUCUCGUCUAA
Molecule: messenger RNA, 2853 nt
Organism: Rhinocladiella mackenziei CBS 650.93
Lineage: Eukaryota; Fungi; Ascomycota; Eurotiomycetes; Chaetothyriales; Herpotrichiellaceae
Exons: 3
Coding region: 1-2853 (950 amino acids)
Biological process (GO): positive regulation of transcription by RNA polymerase II
Cellular component (GO): nucleus
Molecular function (GO): hydrolase activity; DNA-binding transcription factor activity, RNA polymerase II-specific; zinc ion binding
Source: RefSeq, a predicted model, not a curated record